Fonsecaea multimorphosa CBS 102226 is the source of this 1638-nucleotide messenger RNA. RefSeq lists its product as uncharacterized. The transcript has 7 exons. Gene Ontology annotation, cellular component: membrane. Gene Ontology annotation, molecular function: carbohydrate:proton symporter activity. The record is from RefSeq and is a predicted model, not a curated record. Lineage: Eukaryota; Fungi; Ascomycota; Eurotiomycetes; Chaetothyriales; Herpotrichiellaceae. Gene Ontology annotation, biological process: transmembrane transport; carbohydrate transport. Bases 1 to 1638 code for a protein of 545 amino acids.
AUGGCAGCACUCAGUGAAAAAGAGACUCUUCAGCAGCUGGAAGACUCAAAGGUUACUGCCACCGACGAGGAAAUCAGUGCCGUCAAUGCAGAUUUUGCUGCUGCCCUCGGUCAGAAUGCCCCCAGUCCAUGGGGGCGUGGACAUAUCGCCCUGUACGGCUGCUGUCUCGUUGUGUAUCUCUGUUCCACCAUGAACGGCUACGAUGGCUCUCUCAUGGGCAGCAUCAAUGCUCUCCCCAAUUAUCUCCACUACUAUAACGUGUCGGAGAAUGAACAAGCCGGUACUGGGAUUGUCUUCGCAAUCUUCCAGGUCGGACAAAUGACAGGGGCCCUGUUUGUUUGGUUGGCAGACUGGAAAGGACGCAAGGUGCCAAUAUUUCUCGGUUGUGCCGGCGUGAUAGUUGGCACGAUCAUCACUGCAACUGCGAAGAAAAUGGCUACAUUCAUUGGUGGUCGCUUCUUGCUAUCGUUCUUCUGCACAUGGGCUACAACUGCAGCACCCAUGUAUGUCGUCGAGAUUGCGCCUCCUUUGUAUCGUGGUACCGUGUCUGGACUCUAUAACACUCUCUGGUAUAUGGGUUCGAUCAUCGCCACCUUCGCCGUCUACGGGACGCAUCUUCAUUUCACAUCAAACCUAGACUGGCGGCUGCCACUAUGGCUUCAACUACUCUGCCCAGGCAUCGUCUGUCUCACAGUCUGGUUUCUUCCAGAAUCUCCUCGUUUCUUGGUCGCCACCGAUCGCCUUGAUGAAGCUCGAGAUUUCAUUGUGAGAUACCAUGCAAAUGGAGAUGCGUCACAUCCCAUCGUCAACCUCGAACUGAAUGAAAUCCAACACAAUUUGCGUGAUAUUCCGUUGACCUCGUGGAGUAACUUCUUUGAUCUCCGAAUUCUCGUCAAGUCUCGCUCAAGGCGAUAUCGAAGCAUGCUGAAUCUUGCGUGGAGUUGGUUUGGCCAGUUCUCUGGAAACAACGUGAUAUCUUACUAUCUGCCCCUGCUCCUUACCAAUGUUGGCGUUACAGAUACCAAUACCGUGCUCUUACUCAACGCGGUGUAUGCUCUGACUGGUUGGAUUGCUGCCGCUGCUGGAGCCCGCUUCCACGACGUCUUCGGUCGGCGAAAGAUGAUGCUGGGAUCCACCUUUGGCAUGAUCAUCUGUCUAUCCAUCACCGCCGGAACCGCAGCAGGAUACGUCAAUACCGGAUCGAAAAGCUCGUCGGAUGCGAGCAUCGCGUUUAUCUACAUCUUUGGUGUCGUUUUCGCAUUCGCCUACACAAGCAUGCAACCCAUAUACCCCGCCGAGGUCAUGUCGAAUGAAAUGCGAGCUAAAGGGAUGUGGCUCUUCCAGUUUACGGCUGGUCUCGCUUCAUUUGUCAACACCUUUGCUGCGCCUGUGGCCUUGAAGAACAUCAAGUACUGGUUUUAUGUUUUCUUCGUGUUCUGGGAUUGCUUCGAGUUCCUCUUCAUCUACUUCUUCUUUGUUGAAACCAAAGGCAGGACUCUCGAAGAAUUGGAUGAAGUAUUUGAAGCGAAGAAUCCGAGGAAGGCAAGUACGAGGAAGGUCGUGGUGAGAAGACGAGAAGUCGUGGACAAGGAAGGUGUCCACAGUGUCCACGUCUCGGAAGUGGAUCAGCUCGCUUGA